Messenger RNA from Quercus lobata, 1793 nucleotides. Its product is annotated as Sec14p-like phosphatidylinositol transfer family protein. NCBI's taxonomy places the organism in Eukaryota, Viridiplantae, Streptophyta, Magnoliopsida, Fagales, Fagaceae. The transcript is spliced from 7 exons. Bases 129 to 1403 code for a protein of 424 amino acids. The record is from RefSeq and is a predicted model, not a curated record.
CAUUCAACCAAAUCUCAGUUCCAGCACACACACACUCUCUCUCUCAGACUCUCUGAGUGCAAACUGCAAAGUGCAAGUUUUUAAUGGUUGCGUGAAGCAUAAGUUUGGUAUAUUAGUGUUUUCUUGAAAUGGGGAAGAAAGAUCUGCAGGGAGAUCAGAAUGAUGAUGCCAAAGUUGAAGCUGUUCUUGAACUUCUCAGAAAACAAGCCCCACUUACAGUAAAACAGGAGAAGUUCUGCAACAAAGCUUGUGUAGAACGGUUUCUACAAGCAAAAGGGGAUAAUGUGAAGAAGGCUGCGAAGCACUUGAGAGCCUGUCUUUCUUGGAGAGAGAGUAUUGGCACUGAUAAUUUGAUAGCUGAUGAGUUCUCGGCUGAGCUAGUUGAAGGUGUUGCUUUUGUGGCUGGUCACGAUGAAGAAUCCAGACCCGUUUUGAUUUUCCGGAUCAAGCAAGAUUACCAGAAAUUCCAUUCCCAGAAACUGUUUACUCGUUUGCUGGUGUUUACACUGGAAGUGGCAAUUCAAACCAUGCCAAAAUCUGUAGAGCAAUUGGUUCUUCUUUUCGACGCAAGCUUUUUCAGGUCAGCCUCGGCUUUUAUGAAUUUAUUACUGGCAACACUGAAAAUUGUAGCGGAGUACUACCCAGGAAGGCUAUACAAGGCUUUUGUGAUAGACCCUCCAUCUCUGUUCGCUUAUCUGUGGAAGGGUGUGAGACCGUUCGUUGAGCUAUCAACGGUCACGAUGAUGGUAUCAUCACUAGAUUUCGAAGAAUCAUUGGAGUUCAACGAUUUCUCAAACUACCCACGAACCUCGUCCCUUCGAUUUGACCCUUCGUCAUUGAAAUCAACGGCCAAGAUUGGAUCAUGCUCUUCUUCCCGCUUUUCCUUCACUGUGUCCCACCACUUUGACUCACUCAAACCUUGGUACCUCAGCUUAACCGACACGUCAGCAUCAAAAGUUGGGCCCACCAGCCCAUCUCCACUGGGCCCCGCACUGAUUUCCCCACUCAAUGCUCGGUCAUUCUCUUUCGCAUCACCGGCUGCCAGAACGCCACGUGGAAGCAUCAACGGUGGAGGUAACAGUACGAGGCACACAAGGAAAUCACUUUUUCCUCCAACCCCAUUGCCACAGCGUACCACGGGCAGUGACUCUAGCAGGAUCUCUCACCCGCGGACCCCACGCCCCUCAUUCCUCCAAUCACCGGCCAUGUUUUUCCGCAAGGAGGGCCACAUCAGCAGGACCGACAAGUCUCGUGAAUCGUUCAUUCCAUUUUUGAAGUUUUACCGGAGGCCGUAUGAUGAGAUGAUUUAUAGGUCAAAGAUGAGGCCCCCACUUGGUGGUCUAAUCUCAAUCGUGUCUCCUCACCUCAGACGUCGCCACGUGUCUGUAUCACAACGGUUUUGAGUCUGAGUGUCUAUGAACACAACUUUUGCUACAACUUUGACAUGCGUAUAAUGAUUCACUGAUCACAAUUGCACUUGUCAUUAAGUUGUGACAAAUUUGGUGGUCGUAGACGAACUGGGCAAUCCUAAAAAGAGAGAGAUGUAGUACAUAUUGAAUUAACAAAAAAAAAAGAUCGAUGACAUUACUGCUAAUAAUUGAUUAAUUAUUUCUCAAUUUCAAGUUUCCUCGUGCGUUGAUCAUCAACACCAAGAAGACGAAAAGAAAGAAAAAAUUAUACAACGACGUGCUAGGUGGGGUAUGAGAUGGUGUGCACCAUGUCCAAUUUUGAGCUUUGUGGCGUUUACUACAAUUUACAAAGUUUAAAGUCUACGUUUUGGGGUUUGGAGGAAA